CGCCUUCGCCUCUGUACAGUCUCCAGGCGGCUGGGGGAUCCUGUUUUUCCCUAUCGCGGCUAUGAGCAAGCGGAAUCAGGUGUCGUACGUGCGGCCAGCCGAGCCGGCGUUCCUGGCCCGCUUCAAGGAACGGAUCGGCUACGAGGAAGGGCCCACGGUAGAAACCAAGAGAAUCCAGCUUCAGCUCCCAGGUGAAGAUGGUGAUCACAGUGACAAAGAAGAUGAACAGCCCCAAGUGGUGGUUUUAAAAAAGGGAGACCUAUCAGUUGAAGAAGUCAUGAAAAUUAAAACAGAAAUAAAGGCUGCCAAAGCAGAUGAAGAACCAGCUUCAGCUGAUGGAAGAAUUAUGUAUCGAAAACCAGUCAAGCGUUCCUCAGCAGAACCUCACUUUGGAUGAGGGAGAUGAUCAUAUGCCUAGUUACCAAUACUUCCCCAGCUCCUGCUAAGGGUAGCCGUGUGACAGCUCUGGUAAGUUAAGAGAUACAAGUGGAUCUUGAACAAGUAAGGAUCUAAUACAGGUGACCAUGAUACAAGUUAGGAUCUACUGAAUCACAUGGUGACUAUUAUUGAUUACACGGUUAAAAAAAAAAGAUACAAGUGGAAGUCUGCUUACUAGGUUUUUUGAUACAAAAGGACAGAUUUGGCAAGCGUGAACCUUUGUCCUCUCUCCAUCCUGCCUGGAGCACAAACAUGAAACCAAGAAGUACCAGAGCCAUUUUGGGGCAUGAAGAAGACAGCCACUUGUUCUGGGUGGUACAGUGGAAAGACUCGAGGAGCUUGGAUCGUGAUGGCAUGCCUGGAGGAGCUGCUGUACUAGCCUUGGACUUCCUGAUACAUGAGGAUAAACACCCUCUUAGUUAAUCCUCUGUCGGGUUUCUGUUACAUGCAGCCUAAUGAUACAGUGGUAGAAUGUGUGUGCACAGAAACCUCCAAGUGUAUUUCUGAUGAUUUCCUUAGAAUGAGUUGCUGGAAGCAGAAUUACUAGAUCAAAGUAUUUGUAUAUUUCUAAAGCUUUUCGUGCUUUCUUUCAAAUUGCUUUCUAGGUGGUUUUUACCAUUUUAUUCAUACCACCUACAAUAGCCCACAUCACCUCAUCCCUGAUGCAUUCAAUUUGAUGCUUUGAAAAUGGUGUUUAAUAGUUAUAUUUAACUGGCAUUUUCUUUGACCAGGGAAGCUAAACUGUUUUUCAUGUUACCUAAUAAUUUUCCUCAUUACUGCAAGUCAGCCGAAACUGGAGACUUGUCAAGAUCCCAUUCUUCACCAGCCAGAAAUUAGGCAUUUCAGAUUCCAUGUUAUGAAUUUGGUGCCACACCUAUCUUUCAGCCAUUUUCAGACCUAGUGUAAAGAAUCCUCAAAAGUGAUUCAUGUGAGUGGGCUAGUGUGAGUCCUGAAAUAGGCUCUCUAAAUUACACAAACUAGUCCCGAAGCCAUUCCUAGUACUAUCUUUAAUGUAUACUCACUUGUAACAAGCCAGGGUUUUUUCUAAUCUGUAUCAUUGCUAUAUCUAUUCUUGUACCAACACCCCACUGCUUUAAUGACUGUAAAUUUUAGUAUGUCUUAGCAUUUACAGGUGGGAGUCUGCAGGGCAGGAGGGCCUUUGUCUUACCUCUGUAUCCUCAGUACCCAGAACAGUACCUAACAUAUUAAGAGCAAAAUAAAUAUAGUUAGAAUAA
Molecule: messenger RNA, 1673 nt
Organism: Eubalaena glacialis (North Atlantic right whale)
Lineage: Eukaryota; Metazoa; Chordata; Mammalia; Artiodactyla; Balaenidae
Product: KIAA1143 ortholog
Exons: 4
Coding region: 62-397 (111 amino acids)
Source: RefSeq, a predicted model, not a curated record